This is a messenger RNA of Carica papaya (papaya), 1099 nucleotides long. The record is from RefSeq and is a predicted model, not a curated record. Lineage: Eukaryota; Viridiplantae; Streptophyta; Magnoliopsida; Brassicales; Caricaceae.
GACCAAUGGCACCUCAUCCUGGCUUACUUGAGGAGAUGAGAGAAAACCAGUAUGGAAUGGGUCACAGAGGCCUCCCCCUUCACCCUGCUGUUAUAGAGGAGCGUCUUGCAGCUCAACAUCAAGAACUUCAAGGCCUUCUUGCUGAUAACCAGAGACUAGCUGCUACUCAUGUUGCAUUAAAACAGGAAUUGGAAGCUGCCCAGCAUGAACUACAGCGAAUGGCACACUUUGCAGAAUCAAUGCGGAUGGAGAAGGAUGCUCAGAUGAGUGAAAUAUUUGAGAAGUCUGUUCGUUUGGAAGUGGACCUUCGUGGAGUAGAGGCUAUGCGAACUGAGCUUCCUAAGGUUCAUAAUGAUAUUAAGGAGCCUACUGCUGUUAGGCAGGAACUUACAGGGCAGGUUCAAUUGAUGAACCAAGAUUUGGCUCGACUUACAGCAGAUUUACAGCAAGGACCAGCUCUGAAGGCAGAAAUUGAGAAUAUGAAGCAGAAUUACAGCGUGCCAUGUACAUAUUAGCAUGAUUCUAAAGGAUACGCUGAGAAUUAUGAGCAUGGUCAGGUAAUGGAGAAAAAAUUGAUCUCAAUGGCUAGGGAGUUGGAGAAACUCCGGGCAGAGAUCGCUAAUGCUGAGAAGAGGGCCCGUGCUGCUGCUGCGGUUGGAAAUCCUGGUGCUGGUUAUAGUGCUAAUUAUGGAAAUCCAGAAGCUGGAUAUCCUGGAAAUCCUUACCCUGCUAGCUAUGCUAUGAAUCCUGGUCAGGUGGGUGCAGAAGGUUAUCCUCAGUAUGGACCUGUGCCUGGUUCUUGGAAUGGCUAUGAAAUGCAGCGAGCACAAGGACACCGAUAGAUGCCCUCAGAUUGUUCUAAGAUAUUUUACCUGGUAGCUAGGGCUGCAGCUUCUUAGAUCUAUAGGUCUGGGUUUGAACUAUUAUCUUAAGUCAGAAUUUUGAGAGAUUUUCUUGAUGAUCUGAGUAUGAAAGUUGUAUUAUAAAAUAUUUGACGGUUCAUGUUAACUUGAUGAUGAAGUAUGCUAUUAUUAGUUCCAUAUCUUGUUACUGCAAACAUUUGCAUAAUCGAGUGAAGCCUACAGUUUAGAAACUGCAA